UAUCCGAUUGAAACCAAACCACCACAAAGGAUUCAGCUCCAUUCUGUUAUCAAAGUGCCCUAGCCAUCUAUUAUCCUACUGUAGCUGUAUUCACAGUAAUGCAUCAUAACUAUGUCUACGGUCUCUAAGCUUGUCUUGGGAUUAUCGGUAGUGCUCACUAUCAGCACCGUUGCAGGCGUUCAUCUCAAGCAGAACUGGGACAGACGGAGGCUGCACGACGGAGUGCUGCGCGACCUGGAGCGCGUGGAGCGGAAGCGCGAGAACCUGCGCGUGCUCGAGGAACAGAUACUACUGACAAGAGAGCUCGUGGCCGCGCGAGACCGACAAGAGGCUGACACGCCGGGGACACACAGUUCAUAAAACGACUGGU
This is a messenger RNA of Rhinichthys klamathensis goyatoka, 370 nucleotides long. It is a transcript of the gene pet117, whose product is annotated as protein PET117 homolog, mitochondrial. The transcript has 2 exons. NCBI's taxonomy places the organism in Eukaryota, Metazoa, Chordata, Actinopteri, Cypriniformes, Leuciscidae. Gene Ontology annotation, cellular component: mitochondrion. Bases 112 to 360 code for a protein of 82 amino acids. The record is from RefSeq and is a predicted model, not a curated record. Gene Ontology annotation, biological process: mitochondrial respiratory chain complex IV assembly.